AGCCAGAAGCUAAUAAAGCAUCAGCAACAGAAGAAUGAAUUGGUGAACUGUUUCAUCAAGCGGGAAGUAUGAGGAAAUUAGAGAAGUUGUUCUUCAAGUGCACAAGAUGGCAGGUUGAAGAAACCACAGAUCUCAUCAACUGCCCUUAUCAUUAUUUCUGCGACAGCACUUACCAGGAAGACUACCCUCCGGUCAUCGACUUUCUUGUGGUCCUCUUUGUCCUCGCAUCCUUUGUCUCUGCUACGGUCUUCACUCUUCUUGAUUUCAGCAGAAGACCGCUCUCCUGUGCUGAUCUCAGUAUUGGGAGAUUGAAGAGAAGAUACCUGCUGCCUUCGGGUCCAAUUGCGCUUCCUCUUGUUGUGCUGAUCUUGGCAAAUGGACAGAGGAUAAACACCAUGUUCUCCCUCUCACACAUAGGCCCAGCUCUUCUCCAACUCGUCUACAUUUCAGCUCUGGCUUUCAGAAACAGAGACGAGAGCGACAUCAAGUAUUCGGUGCUUGAAGCAUCAACUGUUUCAGCGAUCCUUCAUGCAAGUUUGCACCUGGACUCCAUCCUAGUGGCUUACUACACAGGGCUGGCAGCCCUGAGAGAGUCCACCUUCUCCGGCCUCUGCCUCUCGUGUGUGUGCCGCAAGGAUGCACUGGUUGUCGGCGGGAGCCUUGUUGGCUACCGGGGGUGGUCGAAGGCCACAGUGUUGACAGCCAUUGCACUUUGUUCCAGGAUGGCUUGCAGAAUCUUUGGGGAGGAAAGGUUUAGCUUGGUGAUCAGGCUGGCAGUGGAAGCCAUCAGUUGGGUAUUUGUUACAGAGGACUCAAUUGACCUGUUGUUGGGAAUUGCAGAUUGGAGCUUGCUUGAUUUGGUUGUUUAUGGAGGGAUCUGUGCUUUGCUCUUUCUCAAUUUCCUGAGAAUGGCCAUCAAUCUGUUUGCUUUUAUGGCAAGGAAGACUGGUCAUCAGGCUGGAAAGCAGAUGGAUUUAUGGGUUCAUGAUGUUGAGAUGCAACAGUGAGUUGGCCACUAUACUGCAUUAUUUUACAUGAUUCUUUUGUAAAUUUGGAGUGUACAUGAAUUAUAACCCUUGUAAAGCAAAAAACUGGGAGAGAAGUUUUAGAACCCAAAAAAUCUCCCUGCAUGUCUUCCUACAAAGCAAGAAAUUAAGAGUCUUAUCUUACAAUUUAGAUAAAA
Zingiber officinale is the source of this 1183-nucleotide messenger RNA. RefSeq lists its product as uncharacterized. The transcript has a single exon. The record is from RefSeq and is a predicted model, not a curated record. NCBI's taxonomy places the organism in Eukaryota, Viridiplantae, Streptophyta, Magnoliopsida, Zingiberales, Zingiberaceae. The coding region runs from base 69 to 1007 and encodes 312 amino acids.